GAUCUUAGUCAUUGUGUAGUGGUCGCGUAAAGUUAUACAUGUGUGUCGGUAGCUGUUGGUGACUUUUUUAAUUCUUCGUCACGGAAACCUGUAUUAAGAAAUGUCAACAAACGUAGAGAUAAAAGACGAAAGCUCCCUAAAAGGGGCGCUGCUGGAUGUCAGGAGCGACUUUUCUUCAACAAACUGGAUGUUGGCUGGCCAUUGGGAAGGCAAUCCUAAUAUUAUCCACUUCAAAGCAAGUGGCAGUGGAGGUGCAAGUGAAAUGAUUGGGAAACUAGAAGAUGGUGAAGUCAUGUAUGGCCUCGUGCGGUUAGAAGAGUUGGUUGAUAGCUAUGUGGAGAAAACUGUUAAAUUUGUAUACAUUCACUGGAUUGGAGAAAGUGUUCCAUUCACCAAAAAGGGCAAGUUUGGUGUAGUGCAUGGUAGUGUUGAGGUUCACUUUCAGCCCAGUCAUUGUGUCAUAGAAACUGGACAGAGAGCAGACUUGAGUGAGGAAGAGAUGAUGAACGUUAUUUCAGAGACCAGUGGACGAACAAACAAAGUACUUGAAGCCUCAGCUGCUGCACAAAGACAAGAUCGAGGUUUUACCAGUAGUAGUAAUGUAAUCAAAACAGGAAAGGCUCAAAAUAGCUUUCAGACACCUGGUGCAGUGGCUGUGAACAUUGAUGGAUCUUUGACUGAAGCGAUAGUUGAUGUACGAAGCGAUGAUACAGCAGUUAACUGGUGUGUUGGUUCCUAUGAAGAAAAAAAUCCCAAGAAACCCAUAGUUUUGAGUGGUAAAGGCACGGACGGGUUGGGAGGCAUCCUUCCGUUGUUGGAAAGCGAUGUUGUGGCCUAUGCUCUGCUUAGAGUGAUGGAUGUUGUUGACGAAAUAAGCACCGUCAAAUUUGUGUUUAUUACGUGGGUUGGUGAAGGCGUCAAGCCAAUGACUAAAGGAAAAAUCAGUACACACAAAUCUACUGUGGAGAAGGCAUUCCAUCCUGCACACGUGACCAUUUACGCAACAACAUUAGAAGACUUGUCAGAAAAGGAUAUCAUGUCCAAGGUUCAAAACGCAAGCGGCUCAAAGUCUCAUGUUAUGUAGUAUUAUUAAUUAUAGCGUCAAUACCGAAUUUCACGACUGUUGGUUCAGAUAAGCAAUUAUUAACUUUGAGUGAAUGAAAUUAGAAAGAUAUAGUACAAGUACAUCGUAGACUUGAACUCUUAUUAUGGUACAAGGGAGGGUGGGAGAGGAGGCUAGGGUUAUGUGCUCUCUUUUUUGGGAGUUAUGCUGAGUUUUAGUACUAAAAGAAUGACUUACUUUAAAUGGGCAGAGAUACUAGCGUUUUUAUUAUUUCGGGAUUUUACUCAAAAUUGUAAUUUUCCAAAAUGUGUGAGCAUGAGAUUUCUGGGUUGUAUCUACCUCCUUUUUAACCAUGUGUUGCACUUUGAAACUAUUGACAUUUUCUUUACUAUAGAAAAUUAACAUUAACAAAUUUUCUGGGCGGUAUUCUGGCAUUUCCGAGACUUAUGAUUGCUACAACAUUAACCAAGAGAUCAGCUUAAAAACAUAUUUUAUCAUCUUAUGUGUUGUUGUUGGUAUCUAUUGCUUAGAAUGCUGAGUUUUCCCCUCCCCCAUCCCCCCAUUCCCCAUUCUUUUUUCUUUUGUUGCCCCCCCCCCCCACUCCUCCUUCUUGUCCGUUUUAAUGCAAAAACAAAUUAUGAGCUGAAGAUGACACAGAUGUGUGUUGAUUGCCAUCUAAAAAUACAUAAGGUAGUGAUACAAUAAUGUAGUAAAAUGGUAAAAUACUUAAUAGUUUGAGUUUAUAGUGAACUGAGUGGGACACAAAAAAUGAGCAGGUGCAAGAAGAGAAUUGAACCAACCAGUAACAUGGCAAUAGUAAGAGUAACAUGGCAAUAGUCGUCCAAAUCGAUCUUGCCUUUUUAAUAUUAUUCAUUUUAACGGUUGUUUGUCGAAUAAGAAAUUCUUGUCGUAAUUUUUCUAAUGUGGAAAUUACCGAUGUGUGAUGUUUAGGAGGAUUAUACGAAUUAAAUAUUUAGGAUCACUUCUUGCAGGUUUAAAUUCUUUUUAAUAAAUAUCAAUUUCACUUUUGUUUCUA
Pocillopora verrucosa is the source of this 2099-nucleotide messenger RNA. RefSeq lists its product as uncharacterized. Gene Ontology annotation, biological process: regulation of actin filament polymerization. NCBI's taxonomy places the organism in Eukaryota, Metazoa, Cnidaria, Anthozoa, Scleractinia, Pocilloporidae. Gene Ontology annotation, molecular function: actin filament binding. Gene Ontology annotation, cellular component: actin filament; cortical actin cytoskeleton; site of polarized growth. The record is from RefSeq and is a predicted model, not a curated record.